AUGAGUGACCCAAUUUCUCCCGCUGCUGCGUCUGCAACAAACCCCGAUGCCGCACCAUCUGCUGCCACUCGAGCCGGAGCAGAUGCCAAUGCUGAAGCUCCAAGACCUAAAACUGCCAAAGAAUUGGAAAAAGAACGUAAAAAGGCCGAAAAGUUAGCCAAAUUCGAAGCAAAGAAGGCUAAGCAAGAAGCUGCCAAAGCAGACGCAGCUAAGAAGUCUCAAGAUAAGCCAAAGAAGGUUAAGAAGGUUGUUGAACCAAUUCCAGAGUUCGUUGACAAAACUAAAGCAGGUGACAAGAAGAUUUUGAUCUCCUUAGAUGACCCAUCAUUAAAGGCAUACAACCCAAGCAAUGUUGAAAGUUCAUGGUAUUCCUGGUGGGAAAAACAAGGAUUCUUUGAACCUGAAUUAACUGAAGAUGGUAAGGCUAAGAAGGAAGGUGUAUUCACCAUUCCAUGUCCUCCACCAAAUGUCACCGGUGCUUUGCAUAUUGGACAUGCUUUGACUGUGUCUAUUCAAGAUACUUUAAUUAGAUGGAAUAGAAUGCAAGGUAAGACCACCUUAUUUAUUCCGGGUUUUGAUCAUGCUGGUAUUGCAACUCAAUCCGUUGUUGAAAAACAAGUCUGGAACAAGGAAAAGAAGACUAGACAUGAUUAUGGACGUGAAAAAUUCGUUGAAAAGGUUUGGGAAUGGAAAGAAGAAUAUCACCAUAGAAUUAAGAAUCAAUUUAAGAAAUUAGGUGCAUCUUAUGAUUGGAGUAGAGAAAAGUUCACUUUAAACCCAGAUUUGUCCGAAGCCGUCACUGAAGCUUUUGUUAGAUUACAUGAAGAUGGUACUAUUUACAGAGCCAAUAGAUUAGUCAAUUGGUCCGUGAAAUUAAAUACUGCCAUUUCUAACUUGGAAGUUGAUAAUAAACUUAUUGCUCCAAGAAGUUUACUUAGUAUUCCAGGGUAUGACAACAAGAUUGAAUUUGGUGUUUUGACUUCUUUCUCAUAUCCUGUUGAAGGUUCUGAUGAAAAGAUUACUGUUGCCACUACUAGACCUGAAACUAUUUUUGGUGAUACUGGUGUUGCUGUCCAUCCUGAUGAUGAAAGAUAUAAACAUUUACACGGUAAAUUUGUUCAACAUCCAUUCUUAGAUCGUAAAUUACCAAUUAUUUGCGAUUCCGAAGCUGUUGAUAUGGAAUUCGGUACUGGUGCAGUUAAAAUUACUCCAGCCCAUGAUCAAAACGAUUACAACACCGGUAAGAGAAACAAUCUAGAAUUCAUUAACAUUUAUACUGAUGAUGGUUUCUUAAAUGAAAACUGUGGUCCCGAAUGGAAGGGUAUGAAGAGAUUUGAUGCCAGAUCUAAGGUUAUUGAAGCAUUGAAAGAAAAAGGGUUAUACGUUGGACAAGAAGCUAAUGAAAUGAACCUUCCAAUCUGUUCUAGAUCUGGUGAUGUCAUUGAACCAUUGUUGAAACCACAAUGGUAUGUCAACCAACAAGAAAUGGCCAAGGACGCUAUUGCUGCUGUUGAACGUGGAGAAAUCAAUAUUGCUCCACAAGCAUCCAGAGCUGAAUAUUUCAGAUGGUUAGAAAAUAUUCAAGAUUGGUGUAUUUCUCGUCAAUUAUGGUGGGGUCAUAGAUGUCCAGUUUAUUUUGUUGUGAUUGAAGGUGAAGAGCAUGAUAGAAUUGAUAAUGAAUAUUGGAUUUCUGGUAGAACUAAAGAAGAAGCUUUAGAAAAGGCUACUGCUAAAUUCCCAAAUAAGAAAUUCACCUUGGAACAAGAUGAAGAUGUUUUGGAUACCUGGUUCUCAUCUGGUUUAUGGGCUAUUUCCACUUUAGGUUGGCCAAACAACACUAAAGACUUGGAAUUAUUUGCUCCUCAAUCCUUAUUGGAAACUGGUUGGGAUAUUUUAUUCUUCUGGGUCGCAAGAAUGAUCUUGAUGACUUUGAAAUUAACUGGUAAGGUUCCAUUCAAUGAAGUCUUCUGUCAUGCGUUAGUCAGAGAUGCUCAAGGUCGUAAGAUGUCUAAAUCUCUUGGUAAUGUUAUUGAUCCAAUUGAUGUUAUGACUGGUAUUUCAUUAGAUGGAUUACGUGAUAAGUUAUUAACUGGUAAUUUAGCUCCAGCUGAAGUUGAAAGAGCUACUCAAAUCCAAAAACAAAGUUUCCCCAAGGGUAUUCCAGAAUGUGGUACUGAUGCUCUUAGAUUCGCUCUUUGUGCUUAUAGUACUGGUGGUAGAGAUAUUAAUUUGGAUAUUUUAAGAGUUGAAGGUUAUCGUAAGUUCUGUAACAAGAUUUAUCAAGCUACUAAAUUCGUUUUAGGUAGAUUAGGUGAAGAUUACGUUCCACCAAAAUCAAGUGCCAAAACUGGUCAAGAAUCUUUACCUGAAAGAUGGAUUUUGAAUAAAUUGACUAUUGCUUCCGGUGAUGUUAACAAAUAUUUAGAAGCCCGUGACUUUUCUGAUGCUGCUAAUACAGUUUAUACUUUCUGGUAUGAUUUAUGUGAUGUUUAUAUUGAAAACUCCAAAUACUUGAUGCAAGAUGGUACCCCAGAACAAAAGCUUUCCGCUCAAAAUACUUUAUACACUUGUAUUGAAACCUUAUUGAGAUUGACACAUCCGUUCAUGCCAUUUAUUACUGAAGAAAUGUGGCAAAGAUUACCAAAACGUGAAGGUGAAACUGCUAUUACCGUCAUGAAAGCCAAAUAUCCAGAAUAUGAAGAAGGUUUCGCCGAUGAAGAAGGUAGUAAUCAAUACAACUUGGUUUUGGACAUUGUUAAGACUGCAAGAUCAGAAUUGGCCAACUUUAAUAUUUUGAAGGGUGCUGAAAUUUAUCUUGAAUGUAAGGAUGAAGCAUCAUACAAGACUACUUUAGAACAACAAGAUUCUAUUGUGUCUAUGGUUAAACCGCUUGAUUCGCUUAAACUUUUCAAACAAGGUGAAAAUGGUGAAAACUGGCAUCCAGCCGGUUCUGUUGUCACUGCUGUCGGACUUAAUGUUAAUCUUUAUGUCAUCAUUAAGGGACAUGCGGAUAUCCCAGCGGAAAUUUCCAAGUAUAGUAAGAAACUUCAUGAAGCUACUGUUGCUGAAAAGAAACUUCAAAAGGUUAAAGCUAGUUUCAAUGAUAGUACUGAUGAAGCUGUUAUAACUUCAACUAAUGAGAAAUAUGAAAGAACCAUGACUGAAAUUGAAACCUUCACUAGAAGACUUCAACAAUUAGAAUUAAAUGCUGAACCAGAAUCUAAAUAG
This is a messenger RNA of Hemisphaericaspora subhashii, 3228 nucleotides long. RefSeq names its product valine--tRNA ligase (gene VAS1). The record is from RefSeq and is a predicted model, not a curated record. The transcript has a single exon. Gene Ontology annotation, biological process: valyl-tRNA aminoacylation. Gene Ontology annotation, molecular function: ATP binding; valine-tRNA ligase activity; aminoacyl-tRNA deacylase activity. The coding region runs from base 1 to 3228 and encodes 1075 amino acids. Gene Ontology annotation, cellular component: cytosol. NCBI's taxonomy places the organism in Eukaryota, Fungi, Ascomycota, Pichiomycetes, Serinales, Debaryomycetaceae.